Messenger RNA from Saprolegnia diclina VS20, 710 nucleotides. RefSeq names its product maleylacetoacetate isomerase. Gene Ontology annotation, molecular function: glutathione transferase activity; maleylacetoacetate isomerase activity. The transcript is spliced from 2 exons. The coding region runs from base 7 to 660 and encodes 217 amino acids. Gene Ontology annotation, biological process: L-phenylalanine catabolic process; glutathione metabolic process. NCBI's taxonomy places the organism in Eukaryota, Oomycota, Saprolegniomycetes, Saprolegniales, Saprolegniaceae. The record is from RefSeq and is a predicted model, not a curated record. Gene Ontology annotation, cellular component: cytoplasm.
GGGAUCAUGACGCGCGCCGUGCUCUACUCGUCGUGGAAGAGCAGUGCGUCGUUCCGGACGCGGAUCGGGCUCGCGUGGAAAGGUAUCGAGUACGAGUAUCGAGGUAUCAACCUCCAGACCAACGAGAACUUUGGCGCCGCGUACGCAUCCUUGAACCCGAGCUCGAAAGUACCGACGCUCUUGCUCGACGACGACGUGCUGACGCAGUCGACAGCGAUCUUGGAGUACUUGGACGAGACACGCCCGGCGCGCCCGCUUUUACCCGCCGACCCCAAGCAGCGUAUGAAGGUCCGCGCCUUUUGCAUGGCGAUCGCCGCCGACAUCCAGCCGCUCCAGAACCUUGCGACGCUGCGCAAGGUUGGUGCGCUCGUGUCACAAGAGGAGGCGGAAGCCGCAAAGCUCGCGUGGGUCGACCACUGGGUAACCCGCGGCUUUGGCGCUAUCGAAGCGAUGCUUGUGACAUCAGCAGGCACAUACUGCUUUGGCGACACCCUCUCGAUGGCCGAUGUCUACUUGUACCCGCAAGUGUUCAACGCGCGCUUCUACCAUGUCGACUUGAGUGCGUUUCCAAACAUUACGCGCAUUGCCGAUCGACUCGCGACCGAGCCGGCGUUCAUGGCCGCCGACCCGUACGCGAUGCCCGACCGCCCGCAGCCGUAGACGUAGAUGAAACGUUUUCGUCGCCAAAUAUAUGGACAAUGUGUGCAUAA